Lytechinus variegatus (green sea urchin) is the source of this 915-nucleotide messenger RNA. RefSeq names its product Golgi-associated plant pathogenesis-related protein 1-like. Lineage: Eukaryota; Metazoa; Echinodermata; Echinoidea; Temnopleuroida; Toxopneustidae. Bases 333 to 830 code for a protein of 165 amino acids. Gene Ontology annotation, cellular component: extracellular region. The record is from RefSeq and is a predicted model, not a curated record. The transcript is spliced from 4 exons.
GGCUACAAAUUCAACAGAUCGUGAAGCAGGCAAGCGAUCGAUGAGCAAGAAAAGCUCUGAGCGGAGACAGGAGUACAUUUCGAUCUCACAUUGGCUUAUGUCUCUUUUAUCUUCGUGAGACCGUAUGUUUAUUUUAAUCAGGGAAGUAUUCCCGGUUUAUCAUUCUUGUGGGACCGAACUUCUCUAUAUUUCUUUCCUUCGACUGCAUCAUCGUUGCAAAGUUGGUGAUUUGGAAUAUUAGUAAUUGCUUGGUUCCGUUCCUGAAGUCGUUUGAGGGGUGAUAUCUCCUUGGUCUUCUUGUCGUGUAGCAUCGGAGAACACCCGGGGACAUCAUGGGAGGAUGUAUGAGUCGAGAUCAAGGGAUGGGGGGGUACAGGUCAAAGUUCAGGAGAGAUGCGCUGAAGGCCCACAAUAAGUAUCGUGCGCAGCACGGCGCUCCUGCACUCAAACUGGACGGUAGAAUGAACAAGUACGCGCAGGACUGGGCGGAUAAAUGCGCAAAGAAGGCUCAAUUAUCACACAGAACUGAGCACAAGUACGGAGAGAACAUUCAUUACGCUUACGACUCAACUGGAAUUGAAAGCAUAACAGGUGAAAAGGCAAGCAAAGCAUUCUAUGACGAGAUUCAACGAUAUAACUUUGGUAACGCUGGUUUCUCAUCGGGAACAGGUCAUUUCACUCAACUCGUUUGGAAGAAAAGUCGACGUCUCGGUAUAGGAGUCGCUGUCAAUCCUAAGAAUAAAAACCAAGUCUUUUCAGUCUUCAACUAUGACCCGCCAGGCAAUGUUCAAGGAGACUACAAAGAUAACGUGCUUCAAAAGAAACGAUAGAGGGCAGCAAACGCGUUUUAUUUUUUGUUUGCUGGAAACUACCACCUUGCAUCAUACGAACAUGGAAUAUUUUUCAAGUUCCACU